GAUUUCAGUUCCCUAUAUUUUUGUCCACUGCGGAUAAAUGAAGAUUUGCACUGAAAUUUUACUCCUUGUGUUCGGGGGCUUCCUGAAUUUCAAGCGUGCAGAUGGACAGCCUCGCCGUUUACAAGUUGAAGCUAUUGUAACAAUGAGAGAUGAAUGCGUCCUGAAAGGAACAUUAUUGCAAUAUGAUUCAAAUUUCCUGCUGCACUGGUUACAACCUAACGAAACUCAUCCUGGGAGACAUUAUACUUAUAUAAUGAUAGACAACACUAAAUUUGCUGGAUUACUUCUAGAAAUGCCUAAUUACAUAAACCCCACACAUAAUGCUAGUGACCAUUUUCCAAAGGAUGCUCUGCUAACUGUAGAAGAUCAACUAUUUUAUUUAGCUACAGAUUUUUCAGUUGCACCUUUGAAUGAAAUGGUGAGAAGGAAAGAACGCAAGCGAUACAAUUUCCAUGCAGUCCUCCAGCAAAAAGUAACUAGGGCGCUUAGGGGACUGUAG
Belonocnema kinseyi is the source of this 499-nucleotide messenger RNA. RefSeq lists its product as uncharacterized. The record is from RefSeq and is a predicted model, not a curated record. Bases 38 to 499 code for a protein of 153 amino acids. Lineage: Eukaryota; Metazoa; Arthropoda; Insecta; Hymenoptera; Cynipidae. The transcript has 3 exons.